UCCCAUUUCAUUUGUCGAUCAAUUUUCAUGAGAUUGGGAACGCAAUGUUUUUCAGAAGUGGAUUUUAAUGAUAUCCACGUUCAUCAUAGGGAGUGUCGAGAGUCGACCAAGCAGACGAGGAUUAUCAACUUAGAGGCGAGUCCUACCAGACGCCUCGGGUGCCGUCACUAGAGAUGCCGAUAAGAAUUGUCAUCUUGGGCAUUCGAGACAAUGCUGACAAAAUCACAUCCUCAUCUUCUGCAUCAAAGCACUGGAGAUACGACUCCAAGCACUCCUUGGAGGCUGAUGGGCUCAGAAUACUGUGGCAGAAACACAUGAGGAAUCAAGAGUUCAAGGAGCCCCAAGGUAUGAGUGAAGAAGUUGAGGUGAUUACGGCUUCGGAACAUAGGGAAUUCAUAGUCUACACGGCCAUGCAGGCUAGCAGCCAGCAUGGGAAGUUGACGAAGAAACAAAUUCUUUCGACUUCCAUCUUCCUGAGACUCAUACAUGAGGAACUCACACAAGCACUGGACAGGCAAAAUAUCAAAUGCUCCAGCACUAGAUUCUACAAGUUCAACCAGCCAGGGCAUGGCCUGAGCUGGACCUUGACACUGGAGUAUGCCAAGAAGAAAAUCUGGAUCACGACUUCUACAAAGGAGAUGACCCAAAUCCCCACCAUUUAUAUCAGUUUCAUCCAAUUCUAUUGCUACAUUGUUGGGAGAAGGGCAAUCACUCCUACCCAGGCCAAGUUGGGAGAAAAUGCCUCGACAGCACAAUUCUACUUCACUGAAAACGAAGCGAUCAACUAUUUUACACUUCUGGAACAACGGCCAUCGGUCACCCACAUUGCUCGUCUGGCGAAGAUCCCCGUUCUGACUGUCGAGUACAAUAUUGCCAGAAUCAAAGAACAAGGCACGGUAAGGAACAGAUGCCGUAAUGGCCGACCCCGCAAGAUCACCGCCGUCGACGACGAGGCACUCGGUCAGUGGAUUCCAUGUAACCGUGAGACAACGGCGAAAGAACUGGCACAAAAGUUGCUUCAGGACCGAGGUCGGCUCGUGUCCCUAUGCACGGUACGACGCCAGCUCAAACGGAUGGACUAA
This is a messenger RNA of Darwinula stevensoni, 1082 nucleotides long. NCBI's taxonomy places the organism in Eukaryota, Metazoa, Arthropoda, Ostracoda, Podocopida, Darwinulidae. The record is from the annotation of a GenBank genome assembly.